UAUUGAUAUCGGGAGGCGUUCACUGACCGGUUCAAGCCAGAUUUCUUAUGGCGAGCUUAAUUGGCUUACGGGGCGGUUCGCACGCGGGGGAUCACCGCCCGGCGUCCUUUUUUAAGUUGCUAAUUAGAGGCAUGGUCAUCCUCAUUAACAGGGGCGUGCUUGGCUCAGCGCGUGCCCCCUCGGAUCAUAUUGAUUGACGUGUGCAGAAACCGUCCAGAGAAAGACAUUUGGGCUUUUUCUUUCAUGAGAAGCGGACGGAGAGGAGGACGACGAGCUUACGGGUGCCCUCCGAGAGGAAGUAAAGAGGCGUUCGAUGAGAGAGAGAAAGAAGAGAGUUUGAUGGGAAGAAGGGAACGGAACGAUUCGACCUGGAAAGAGGCGUCCCUCGUGCUCGUCGUCUCCGAUAGCGGCGUUCACACAUUCAUAGGACAGGAAUUCGUGUACUUUCACUUCUCAGCCCUCUAUAUUUCAGACGGGAUCAGAAGGAUCCUCGGCACUCUUUCACAUGCCUGCUGGCGGCCGACCACUUUGCUUCAAUGGGGGACUACAGCGGCGGAAGGACGGAUCGUAGAGGCCGCCGAUACCUCAGUACCACCUGGGAGAUAGCCUAGCUUAGCUCGCCACUAGCUAUUCCGUGUCCCACACACACACACACACACACACACAACCCCUUUUCUCCCCCUCCCACACAAGUGAGAGUCAGCCAUGGCGUCGGUGCGCUUCACGGUGACGCCCACCAAGGCGGAGGACCUCCCGGGGCUGUCGGACACGUCGCCCGACAUCAGCUCUCGCUCCGGCGCCCGCGUGCGCUUCGGCUCUCGGGAGAGCGUCAACCGGAGUGAGCCCCCGAGCGAGGCGUCGGGGGGCCCGGGCGCCACGGCGGGCGGGGCCGAGACGCCGGACGACAGCAACGCGGAGCAAGGUGAUGGAAACUCAAAGAUCUCCAGCGUGUACAUCAACAACUCUCACGGGCUGGACGACGACGACUUCUACGACAGGAACUUGGCCUUGUUUGAGGAGGAGAUGGACACUCGGCCGAAGGUGUCGUCUCUGCUCAACCGCCUGGCCAACUACACCAACCUGACGCAGGGCGCCAAGGAGCACGAGGAGGCCGAGGGCAUCGGCGAGAAGAAGAAAGCCAGCAAGUCGCCCCAGAUGGGGACGUUCAUGGGCGUCUACCUGCCGUGCCUCCAGAACAUCUUCGGCGUCAUCCUCUUCCUGCGGUUGACGUGGGUGGUGGGCAGCGCCGGGGUGCUGCAGGGCCUCUGCAUCGUCUUUGUAUGCUGCUGCUGUACGCUGUUGACCGCGAUAUCCAUGAGCGCCAUCGCCACCAACGGAGUCGUUCCAGCGGGAGGCGCCUACUUCAUGAUCAGUCGCUCUCUGGGUCCAGAGUUCGGGGGGGCGGUGGGCCUGUGCUUCUACCUGGGCACCACCUUCGCCGGGGCCAUGUACAUCCUGGGGGCCAUCGAGAUACUUCUGAUGUACAUCGCACCCAAGGCGGCCAUUUUUGAGUCCAAGCACCCUGAAGGCGAAGGCGCGGCCAUGUUGAACAACAUGCGCGUCUACGGCUCCAUCUGCCUCCUCCUCAUGUCCCUGCUGGUCUUCGUGGGCGUGAAGUACGUCAACAAACUGGCCUCCGUCUUCUUGGCCUGCGUCAUCGUCUCCAUCGUCUCCAUCUACGUCGGCGCGCUGGUCUCCGCCUUCAAACCGCCACAUUUCCCCGUGUGCAUGCUGGGAAACAGAACCAUCAGCGGGCACGAAAUCGAGGACCACCAAUGCACCAAAACCGCUUUGCUGCAGAGUAACGAGCCGGCGGAGGACGCAGACAACUUCACCUUAAUUAAUGAAAACAGCACCAUGGUCCCGACCUUUGACCCCAGCCUGGAGCUCCCUUUGCUGGAGAAGACCACCUAUCUUUGGAAGCAGUUUUGCCAGGGCCCAGAGGUCAACGCCUCCUGUGACGAAUACUUCCUCUCCAACAAUUUUUCCCAGAUCGAAGGGAUCCCCGGCCUGGCCAGCGGUAUCAUUUCAGAGAACCUGUGGAGCUCCUACAUCAGCAGAGGGGACGUGGUGGAGAAGGGCUCUCUGGGCUCCUCCCCCGACGCCCACCCGGCCUCCACCCAGCAGCCGUACGUGUUCGCUGACAUCACCACCUCCUUCACGCUGCUGGUGGGCAUCUUCUUCCCCUCCGUCACAGGAAUCAUGGCUGGUUCCAACCGGUCGGGGGAUCUGAAGGACGCCCAGCGCUCCAUCCCCAUCGGGACCAUCCUCGCCAUCCUCACCACCUCCGUCGUCUACCUGACCAGCGUUCUCCUGUUUGGCGCCUGCAUCGACGGCGUGGUCCUCCGAGACAAGUCGGCACAUCUUUCCACCGACGCUUACACAUUUAAACUCAAGUCAUGCGCGAGAGAGCUUGUUUUUUUUUUUUUUUUAAAUGUGUGUUCCUCCUGCAGGUUUGGAGACUCCGUCAAAGGGAACCUGGUGGUGGGGACGCUGGCCUGGCCGACUCCCUGGGUCAUCGUGAUCGGCUCUUUCUUCUCGACGUGCGGCGCCGGCCUCCAGUCGCUGACCGGCGCUCCCCGACUCCUGCAGGCCAUCGCGAAGGACAACAUCGUGCCCUUCCUCCGGGUGUUUGGCCAUGGGAAGGCUAACGGGGAGCCCACCUGGGCCCUGUUGCUGACAGCCCUGAUAGCCGAGCUGGGGAUUCUCAUCGCCUCUCUGGACCUGGUGGCUCCCAUCCUUACAAUGUUCUUCCUGAUGUGUUACCUGUUUGUGAACCUGGCCUGUGGCCUCCAGACUCUCCUGAGGUCGCCCAACUGGAGGCCGCGCUUUUCCUAUUACCACUGGACCUUGUCAUUUUUGGGGAUGACCAUCUGCCUGGCGCUCAUGUUCAUAUCCUCCUGGUACUACGCAAUCGUUGCCAUGGUGAUCGCCGGGAUGAUCUACAAGUACAUCGAGUACCACGGAGCGGAGAAAGAGUGGGGGGAUGGGAUCCGCGGCCUCUCGCUGAGCGCUGCCCGCUAUGCCCUCCUGAGGCUGGAAGAGGGGCCGCCGCACACCAAGAACUGGAGGCCGCAGGUGCUGGUGUUGCUCAAACUGGACGAGGACGCCCACGUCAAGUCUCCUCGCCUGCUGACGUUCGCCAGCCAGCUGAAGGCCGGAAAAGGCCUCACCAUCGUCGGCACGGUCGUCUCCGGCAACUUCCUGCAGAGCUACGGCGAGGCCCUCGCCGCCGAGCAGACUCUGAAGCACCUGAUGGAUAAGGAGCGCGUGAAGGGCUUCUGCCAGUGCAUCGUGGCCCAGAAGCCGCGCGAGGGCAUCAGCCACAUGAUCCAGUCCAGCGGUCUCGGGGGAAUGAAGCCCAACACGGUGGUGAUGGGCUGGCCGCACGCCUGGAGGCAGAGCGAGGACCCGCAGGCCUGGAAGACCUUCAUCAACACGGUGCGGGUGACAACGGCGGCCCACUUGGCCCUGCUGGUGCCCAAAAACAUCUCCCUGUUCCCCAGCAACAGCGAGCCCUGCGCAGAGGGCUACAUCGACGUGUGGUGGAUCGUCCACGACGGGGGGAUGCUCAUGCUGCUGCCCUUCCUGCUGCGCCAACACAAGGUGUGGCGCAAGUGCGGGAUGCGAAUCUUCACCGUGGCCCAGAUGGAGGAUAACUCCAUCCAGAUGAAGAAGGAUCUGGCAACCUUCCUCUAUCACCUGCGCAUUGAGGCCGAGGUGGAAGUGGUUGAGAUGCACGACAGUGACAUCAGCGCCUACACCUACGAACGCACCCUGAUGAUGGAGCAGAGGUCUCAGAUGCUCCGACAGAUGCGACUGUCGAAGUCGGACCGUGAAAAGGAGGGAAACCCCGGUAGCGGCAGCAGUAGGCCAGAGGCAGGUGGAGCGACGAGGUCUCAGGCCCAGCUGGUGAAGGACCGCAACUCCAUGCUGCGGCUCACGAGCAUCGGAUCGGACGAUGAAGACGAGGCGGACGGCGGGGAGCGAGACCGGCCCACGAACACGGCCGCCGGCGGAGGAGGAGGAGGAGGAGGAGGAGGAGGAGGAGGAGGCAGCGCCGAGCACCAUCGGCGAGUUCAGAUGACCUGGACCAAAGAGAAGUCCUCUCAGUACAGAGCCAUGCACUCCGGCUGCUCCACUCCGGAGGGCUUCAGGGACAUGCUCAGCAUCCGGCCGGACCACUCCAACGUCAGGCGGAUGCACACCGCCGUCAAGCUCAACGAGGUCAUCGUCAAUAAAUCCCACGACGCCCGGCUCGUCCUGCUCAACAUGCCCGGACCCCCCAGGAACACGGAUGGAGACGAGAACUACAUGGAGUUCCUGGAGGUCCUCACGGAGGGAUUGGAGCGCGUCCUGUUGGUGAGGGGCGGAGGAAGCGAAGUCAUCACCAUCUACUCCUGAUUGGACAAAAGCAAGAAGAAGAACAAGUGCAAGAAGUGAGCGCCGAGGCCAAAAGGAGAGGCCGUCAUUGUCCUCUUUCUCCCCCCCCCCCUCUCCCCCACACACACACACCUUUACGUUUUUCCACCUUUCCGCCUCUCCGUCGUGACGAGCGUGUUUUCCUUUCCACAGAUCGAACAAGCAAAACUAAUUUUAUAAUCGGAGCGAUCAGCUGUGCAUGUGCAUGUGUGUGUGUGUGUGUGUGUGAAAGUCUAGACCUGAGAGAGGUUUGGUUUGCUGGAGGACCAGUAUUAUGGGA
Molecule: messenger RNA, 4702 nt
Organism: Cyclopterus lumpus (lumpfish)
Lineage: Eukaryota; Metazoa; Chordata; Actinopteri; Perciformes; Cyclopteridae
Product: solute carrier family 12 member 6-like
Exons: 26
Coding region: 706-4404 (1232 amino acids)
Biological process (GO): cell volume homeostasis; chloride ion homeostasis; potassium ion homeostasis
Cellular component (GO): membrane
Molecular function (GO): potassium:chloride symporter activity
Source: RefSeq, a predicted model, not a curated record